Bufo gargarizans (Asiatic toad) is the source of this 3970-nucleotide messenger RNA. Its product is annotated as cytochrome P450 2K1-like. The transcript is spliced from 9 exons. NCBI's taxonomy places the organism in Eukaryota, Metazoa, Chordata, Amphibia, Anura, Bufonidae. Gene Ontology annotation, molecular function: iron ion binding; heme binding; oxidoreductase activity, acting on paired donors, with incorporation or reduction of molecular oxygen, reduced flavin or flavoprotein as one donor, and incorporation of one atom of oxygen. The record is from RefSeq and is a predicted model, not a curated record. Bases 18 to 1520 code for a protein of 500 amino acids. Gene Ontology annotation, biological process: xenobiotic metabolic process. Gene Ontology annotation, cellular component: cytoplasm; intracellular membrane-bounded organelle.
CCUGACCGUGCUUCACUAUGGCUUUUAUUGCCUACUUUUUGACUAGAGUCGAUGUGUUAAUAUAUUUAGUAAUUUGUGUUGCACUGUUCAUCUACUGGAGGAAUGGAUCUAAGAAGAGCACGUCAAACAUGCCUCCUGGACCUACCCCUCUCCCUUUCAUUGGUAACAUUAACCUGUUGGACCUCAAUCGGCUACACAACUCAUUGAUGGAGCUGUCUGAGAAAUAUGGGGAAAUCUAUACUCUGCAUGUAGGACCCAGAAAAUUAGUGGUACUUUCUGGAUAUAAGGCUGUGAAGGAAGCACUUGUCACCCGAGCUGAAGAUUUUGGAGAAAGAGCAAAUACUCCAAUAUUUGACUUAGCCUUCAACAGACAUGGUGUAAUAUUUUCCAAUGGAGAACUAUGGAAAUCUAUGAGGAGGUUCACAUUAUCAACACUUCGAGACUUUGGAAUGGGGAAGAAAUCCGUAGAAGACAAAAUUCAAGAUGAAGUAAUUGUCCUUACAGAAAGCUUUAAAUCUCACAAUGGCAAACCGUUCAAUCCACACCUGUUAGUAAACAGUGCAGUAUCCAAUGUAAUCUGCUCGAUUAUCUUUGGGAACAGGUUUGAGUAUGGUGACCCAACAUUUAAAAAAUUAAUCAGAUUGUUAGAUGAAAAUGCCAAACUGGUUGGUACUCGCAAAGUGGCGCUUUAUAAUUAUUAUCCCUUCAUUGGAUCACUUCUGGGCCUGCACAACAAAGUAAUGCAGAACAUACGAAAUCUAAAAGAUUUUAUUCUAAACUUUGUAAAGAAACGAAGAGUAGAGUUCAGUGCCAAUGACAUCACCGGAUACAUCGAUGCAUAUCUUAUGAAACAGGAACAGGAAUCAACAAAAACUAAAACAUAUUUUGAUGAGGAGAAUCUGAUUUCUGCAGUCCUGGAUCUUUUCGCCGCUGGGACUGAAACUACAUCUACAACGAUCCGCUGGGGAAUUUUGUUGAUGAUGAAGUACCCGGAGAUUCAAAAGAGGGUACAGGAUGAAAUUAAAACACAUCUUAAACCAGGACAGUUGCCGACAGUAGAAGAUAGAAAGAGAAUGCCUUAUACUGAUGCAGUGAUACAUGAACUACAAAGGUUUGCCAAUAUUGUUCCACUGAACCUGUCACACACGACUCCAAAAGAUGUGUAUUUUCGGGGUUACUGCAUCCCAAAAGGUACAGAGGUUAUUCCAUUGCUGACAUCAGUUCUGUAUGACAAGACUCAAUGGAAAACUCCAUAUCAGUUUAAUCCCAAUCACUUUUUGGAUAAAGAUGGGAAAUUUGUCCGAAAUGAUGCAUUUAUGCCUUUCUCAGCAGGAAAAAGAGUUUGUGCUGGGGAAAGCUUAGCCAAGAUGGAACUUUUCCUGUUCUUCACUGGACUUCUUCAGGCAUUUACUUUCUAUCCACCACCAGGAGUUUCCAGAGAAGAUUUGAGCCUUGUUCCCAGCAUUGGAUUCACAUUGGUCCCCACACCAUACAAGACGUGUGCCAAGCUAAACUAUUAGUGCAUGCAAAAGAAGCAAGACAACACAAAAGAUAAUGCUGCUGUUGAUUAUAUUUUAUAAUAUAUCAGAUUUUAUAUAUAUCAGAUUUUAUGUAGUAGUUUUUUAUUGUUAUUUUCACAUAUUUUAGGGUAAAACAGCUAUGUUCGCACGCCUCCCGGGAUGUAAAGCCACAUCUUUCACUGCGCUGAGUCGGGGGGGGCGUGUCAGCUGAUGCGCUCGCACUCCCGAUUAGAUAGUGGCGACGGCACACACCUCCGGGGGGAGGGGCCUACAUUAUAUCAGCUCGGCGUUCUGCUGGCCGCGCACGGCCAUCAUAGCACUGAUUCCCGCAUGCUAUAAUGCGGUCAUGCAAAUGUAAUACCUGGCAGCAUUUUUGUUAAUUGCUCCUUAGGAAUCAUGGCAGCCCAUCUCCACGCAGAAACGCGUUGAGCGAAUGUUUUAAAUCUUAAACCUUUAGCAUAUUAGGUAGGGCAGGGGAAAAUUGUGCUGAUACAUGUCAUUUUGAUCUGCAUUAUACGAUUAUUGAUGUGAAUAGGUUAGCUCGUAAACUCACUUAAAAAAAAUUAAAAUUGAGUGGGUGGGCGGCGGGAAUUCUCCGCAUAUUUCAGCAUGUGACGAUGAUGAUGGGAGGGUCCCAAUUGCACCAAUGUUUCAUUUUGAUUUUCAGGAGUUAGCACACAUUUCCCUUUUACAGGACAUGCGAUCAGAGCGGGAGAUAGCAGAAUUAUGUAAUUCUUCUGCCACAUUUAAAACAAAGAUUUUUAUCCCAUACAAUCUAGGUCACCUGCACUGGAUCGCUUUUAGGGAUCUGUGUGCACUCCAUGAAAAAACUAAAACUAAAUUGAAUUCAUCAUACAAUCAGGAAAAACAUAUUACAUCAAGUAGUAAAAGAGAUAACCUUACGUGGGACAAAUUCAAUGCACUGAGAGACCUGGAAAGGAAAACAGACAUAAUCAUCAAGGAAGCUGAUAAGGGGGGAGCGGUGGUUAUUUUGGACAAGUAUAUUUAUAAAUCAGAAGUGUUAAAAAUGUUGGAGGAUACAACAGUAUAUGCUCCUCGGAAAAGCAACAGGGUCUCUCAAGUGGAAUUCUGAGCAAGAAAGAACUGGAAUAUAUUUCUGUUGAACAUCCUGUAAUAUCGAUAUUCCAUUCACUGCCAAAGAUACAUAAAGGAGAGUUUCUACCACCUAUGAGGCCAACAGUAGCAGGAAUAGGUUCAUUCUCUGAAAGCCUCUCAGAAUGGUGGACACUCUCCUUCAACCCUUAGUGCAACUUAUACCAGGUUUCCUCAAAGAUUCAUUCUCUGAAAGCCUCUCAGAAUGGGUGGACGCUCUCCUUCAACCCUUAGUGCAGCUUAUACCAGGUUUCCUCAAAGAUACUCGUACAGUUUUGCAAUCUUUUCAUGACUUUGAAACCCGAGGGAACUUCCCCGAUAACCUUAUCAUGGGUGGACGCUCUCCUUCAACCCUUAGUGCAGCUUAUACCAGGUUUCCUCAAAGAUACUCGUACAGUUUUGCAAUCUUUUCAUGACUUUGAAUGGUGUGAUGUUUUCACAUGGAACACAGCCGACGUGGUUUCACUAUAUACUAACAUUCCUCACAAUUUGGCAAUUUCUGCUCUCAAAUUGUUUUUGGGAAGGUAUAGCAAUUAUACUUUGGAGCAGCAGGAUUUCGUCUGUAUUUCAGUAGAUUUCAAAUAUUUUCUUCAGGUUUCUGGUGUUUCUUUGGGGGCGAAAUUUUCACCCUCCAUAGCAAACAUUUUUAUGGCAUGGUGGGAGAGAAAUUUUCAGUUUGAUACUAAUAAUCCCUUUUUCCAUAAUAUAAGGUGGUAUGGACGUUAUAUCGAUGACCUGCUCUUUGUAUGGUCAGGUGAUGUAGCGGACAUACCACCUUUUGGAGAUUAUCUUAACAGCAACAUAGAUUCAUAGAACCAUGGCCGACGUUCCAUUUCCUUUUUAGAUCUGCGACUAUAUGUAGAGGACACAAAAACAAAAGUUUCCUCUGCCACUUAUAGAAAAGAAACUGCAGGGAAUACCACACUGCUAGCCACUUCAUGUCAUCCCACACAUGUAAUGAGUAAUAUACCAAAAGGAGAAAUGGUGAGAGCACAACGCAAUUGCUCCACCAUUGAGUCUUUUGUUGAUGAGGCUGCUGCUAUCAGCUCUAGGCUACACUCCAGAUUAUACUCUACAUGAUCUAAUAAGAAAGCCAUACAAUGGGAGGCAGCAUUGGAAAGAAAUACAUUAAUAUUCCCUGAGGAACCUGCUACAAAGACGAACACUCAAGGCAAAAGCAAAUCAGUCACUUAUUACCAGUUAUAGUGAGGAAUACGCUAAUAUCUGCAAAAUUGUAAAAAAAAAAAACACCUUCCGGUGUUAAAGAGAACCUGUCAUCAACUUUGUGCUGCCCAUACUAACGGGCCAAAUAAAGUAGAGACAGGUGAGUUGUUUUC